CUGCACUUGAAUUCAGUAUGGCCUCAGAAGAGACCACAAAAAAAGAUCUGCCAAAGGCUGAGGAACAGCAGCAAGCGAGUGCUGUCAGUCGGGUAACCACCUUGCCCUUGCUCAGCUCUGCAUUUAACCUGGUCUCAUCUGCCUACAACUACACCAAGGAGGCACAUCCUUACCUCACCGGGGUCUGCAAUGUUGCCGAGACUGUGGCUGCUGUUGCAGUAGGCAGCGUGGUUGGUGGGGCACAGCCCAUCCUGAACCAACUUGAGCCACAGAUUGCACUUGUAAAUGAAUAUGCCUGUAAAGGACUGGAUCAACUGGAGGAGAACUUGCCUUUUCUUCAACAGCCAGCAGAUAAGGUCAUCUCGGACACCAAGAAGCUGGUUUCCACCACAAUGACAUCUGCUAUGGAUCUGGUCACCUCCACUGUUAACAGUGCUGGUGCCAAGGACUGUGUGACCAACAAGGUGACAGAGGCAGUGGACCUAACCAAAGGGGCUGUCCAGGAUGGUGUUGAGAAGACCAAAUCUAUGGUCACCUCUACAGUCCAUACAGCUCUGGAUGCUGCAGUGAGUCAGGCAGUGGCAGGUGGUGUGGAAUCUGUCCUGGGCUUAUCGGAAGAUCUGGUGGAUCAAUACCUCCCCAUGACAGAGGAGGAACUAGGUGAACUGGCCACUGCUGUCGAGGGAUUUGGUAUGGCCUCUGUGGAGGAGCAGAAACAGCAGCAGAGUUACUUUGUGCGCCUGGGUUCCCUCUCUAACAAAGUCCGCCACCGAGCCUACCAGCACUCCCUCCACAAACUGCAGCAUGUUAAGCAAAGCACCCAGGAUACUCUCUCACGACUACAGCAGGCAAUAAAACUGAUUGAAUCUGUGAAACAGGAGGUUGGCCAGAAGCUCCUGGAAGGGCAGGAGAAGCUCCAUCAGCUGUGGGUGGACUGGAGCCUGACCCAGCCCAAAGGAAACCAAGUUAAAACUGCCUGCCAACCAGAGGUAGAGUCACGGACUCUAGCUAUGCUGCACAUCAUCACCCAGCAGCUAGGACCUGUUUAUGAGAAUCUGAAAGCCAGCAUCCAAGGCCUCCCCAGCAAUAUCCAAGAAGCUGUGAAUCGGGCCACUCGGAGUAUCCAUAAGCUUCACAGUUCUUUUUCCAGUGCUGUGUCUUUCCAGGACCUCUCCAGUACCAUCCUGACCCAGAGCCAGGACUGUGUGGCAGAUGCCUGGAGGUCCCUGGAUGAUAUCUUUGAGUAUGUAACUCAAAACAUCCCUCUAAACUGGCUUGUGGGUCCCUUCAGGGCAAUAGCUAAAGUGUCACAGGAUAGCAGAAAGGAGAAGAAGAAACAUAUGGUGACUGAUAGAAAAUCACCUGUGCUGGCAAAGACUACCUCAGCAAAGGAGGUGGCUAAGACACCCAAAGAGCCAAAGGGAGCAAACAGGAUUGCAGGGAAAGGGUGUGAAGUGCUGGAGAAGCCGGAAGAGAAGGCAAAGAAGGAGGUGGCAUUGGCUGCAAAGGAGAUCAUAACUAAUACACCAGAGGAAGAUCUCUGA
Molecule: messenger RNA, 1544 nt
Organism: Mesitornis unicolor (brown roatelo)
Lineage: Eukaryota; Metazoa; Chordata; Aves; Mesitornithiformes; Mesitornithidae
Product: perilipin-3-like
Exons: 10
Biological process (GO): positive regulation of triglyceride storage; lipid storage
Cellular component (GO): lipid droplet; cytosol
Source: RefSeq, a predicted model, not a curated record